AUGAAGGCACUACUAGGAGCUCAAGAUGUUUGGGAGAUUGUUGAGAAAGGCAAUAAGGAGCAAGAAGAUGUUGCUCUUUCUCAAGCUCAACGGGAAGCCUUGAGGGAUUCAAGAAAGAGAGACAAGAAAGCUCUCUACCUCAUCUAUCAAGCGGUGGAUGAAGAUGCAUUUGAGAAGAUCUCAAAUGCAACUACGGCCAAAGAAGCGUGGGAGAAGCUUCAAAGUUCCAACAAAGGAGUGGAGCAAGUUAAAAAGAUUCGUCUUCAAACUCUUAGAGGUGAGUUUGAACUUUUAUUCAUGGAAGAAUCUGAAUCAAUUUCUGAUUAUUUUGCUAGACUAUUGGCAAUUGUCAAUCAAUUAAGAAGAAAUGGUGAAGACGUUAGUGAAGUGAAGGUUAUAGAGAAAAUUCUUCGCACAGUAACUCCAACCUUUGAAUACAUUGCUACAAACAUUGAAGAAAAUAAAGAUUUAAAAACUAUGACUGUUGAGAAGAAAAUUUCGAAAAUAAUAGAGAUCAAAGAGGAAGAGGACGUGACCAAGGAAGCAUAUGUGGACGUGGUCGUGGAAAAGGAAGAGAAGGAAGGGGUGGCUUCAACAACUUCAAUAAUGGAGAAAGAAGUCAAAAUCCACAAGCAACAAGAGGAUGCGGAAGAGGAAACUCAUGGUCAAGGAAUGAUAAAUCCCACAUCAAAUGCUACAAUUGUAAUAAGUUCGGCCACUAUGCCUCCGAGUGUAAGGAAGGUUGAAGAAAAGGUCAAUUUCGUUGAAGACAAAGGUGGAGAAGAAGGAACAUUGCUACUAGCUUGCAAAGACAAAGAUGAAGGCCAAGAAAAUAGAUGGUAUCUUGACACCGGAGCUAGCAAUCACAUGUGUGGACAAAGAAGAAUGUUCGAGGAGCUCAAUGAAGCAGUAAAAGGAAAUGUCUCUUUUGGAGAUGAGUAA
Molecule: messenger RNA, 942 nt
Organism: Humulus lupulus (European hop)
Lineage: Eukaryota; Viridiplantae; Streptophyta; Magnoliopsida; Rosales; Cannabaceae
Exons: 2
Coding region: 1-942 (313 amino acids)
Source: RefSeq, a predicted model, not a curated record